AUGCCGCUUCUGUUCACAGGGAAAUCUGUUCAUUCAAGUUCAGGAUCUCACUCUUAUGCCAUGGCCUCUCAAACAAAGGCUUAUAAACCAAUAGAGUUGAAGCUUGUGAUAGACAAGAUAAGCAACCAAGUUCUAUAUGCAGAGUCAAAUAAGGAUUUUGUGGACGUGUUGCUUAGCUUUCUCACCUUACCAAUGGGAACAAUUAUAGGACUGGCUGAUAAAAGAUCUGGAAUUGGAUCUAUGGAUGAACUGUAUAAGAGUGUAGAGGUCCUUGAUGAUGAAAAGUGCUUUUGGACAAAGGCUGGCAAGACCAUGUUGCUUAAUCCAAGAAGUGCUUAUGGAUUUCAGUACCAUAACUUAGUCGUAAAGAUUGAUGGAAUGGAUUAUUCAAAGCUCUAUACUUGCAGAAGAGAUCCAUGUUGGACCUCGAAUUCAGGCUUCUUUAGUUUGGUUAAGAAUUCGAUAUGUGUUUGCCGACAAGCCAUGGAAUAUGAGGUUCAUUUGCAGAACACAGGUGGAAAUGUUGGCAGCAGCAGCAUGGCUUUCAUCAACAAAGUUGAUAGGUAUAUUAUACGUGAUGAUUUAGAAAUAUUGCCAUCAAGAAUAGAAAAUGGUCUUCCCUGGCUUGAGGAAAAAUAA
Messenger RNA from Ziziphus jujuba (common jujube), 639 nucleotides. RefSeq lists its product as uncharacterized. The record is from RefSeq and is a predicted model, not a curated record. Lineage: Eukaryota; Viridiplantae; Streptophyta; Magnoliopsida; Rosales; Rhamnaceae. The transcript has 2 exons. Bases 1 to 639 code for a protein of 212 amino acids.